Molecule: messenger RNA, 495 nt
Organism: Acanthosepion pharaonis
Lineage: Eukaryota; Metazoa; Mollusca; Cephalopoda; Sepiida; Sepiidae
Source: the annotation of a GenBank genome assembly
AUGUCAUAUUUUAAAACGACACCAUUUCGUCAUUUCUUCAUUCCUUUCUCUUAUUUUCAUUAUUCUUCCUUCCCACCUCCCCUUUUUCGCUUGCUCAUUUCUCUUUUUUCUGUCAUUCAAUUACACCUUCCUCCCCUCCUCUCAUUAAAUUCUUUUUCUUCUUCAUCAUGUCUUCUUCCUUUCCUCAUUUCUCCCCUUCCUUUCUCUUAUUUCCUUACUAAUUCCUCUCCCUCUUCUCAAUUUGUGCUCGUCCUUUUUCUUCUUCCUUUUUCUUUCUCUUCUCUUAUUCCCUUACUUCUUUCUUCUCUCCUCUCAUCAUAUGCUUGUACUCUUCCUUGUUUUUUUUUUCCUUCAUUUCCUUAUUUCCCUCUUUCCAUUACUUUUACUCUCUUCCUUCCAUCCUCAAUUUUUUUUUUUUUACAAAUCAGUCCUCUCUCUCUCUCUCUCUCUCUCUCUCUCUCUCUCUCUCAUGCCAAUUUCCACACAAAUGUUUAG